Molecule: messenger RNA, 1815 nt
Organism: Elaeis guineensis (African oil palm)
Lineage: Eukaryota; Viridiplantae; Streptophyta; Magnoliopsida; Arecales; Arecaceae
Product: cytochrome P450 71A9
Molecular function (GO): monooxygenase activity; heme binding; iron ion binding
Source: RefSeq, a predicted model, not a curated record
CUCCUCUCUCUCAAAAAAAAAAAAAGCACCAAAAGCUAUGGAGUUCUUGCUUGCUUUCUUAGCUCACUCAUGUCUUUUCUUAAUCCCAAUAGCUAUAUUCUUACUUGUCAAGGACGGUCGAUUGAACCCGAGGCUCCCUCCUGGUCCGAUAGGAUUACCAUUCAUUGGUAAUCUUCAUCGGUUGGGCAAGCUUCCAUACCGCUCCUUCUGGCUCCUAUCGGAGAAGUAUGGCCCCUUGAUGAGCAUAAAACUUGGUUGCAUGCCAACCAUCAUCAUAUCCUCCUCGGAGAUGGCCUCUGAGAUCUUGAAGACCCAUGACCUUGUCUUUUGCAGUAGGCCUUCUCUCGUGGCCUUCAAAAGAUACUCCUAUGGUGGAUUGGAUAUCGCCUUUUCACCCUAUAGCGAGCAGUGGAAGCAACUGAGGAAGAUUAGCAUGUUAGAAUUUUUUAGUGCGAAGAGGGUGCGGGCCUUUCAGUCCAUAAGAGAGGAAGAAGUGAACACCUUGGUGCAAACUGUCAUGAAGCAAUCCUCGAGUGGUCCUGUGAAUCUUAGCGAGAUGUCUUUUUGCCUCUUUAAUAAUAUCACCGCCAAACAAGUCUUUGGCAGGAGGAUUUCGGUUGACGGAGAGUGCACGAGCAGCAAAUACCAAGGUCUCCUAAGGGAGACAUUUUCUUCAUUGGGUGGGUUUCCUUUUGGCGAUUUCUUUCCCAUGAUGGGGUGGUUGGAUGUGCUCACCGGCAUGCGAAGGAGGCUUGAGAGGAGUUUCCGUGCCAUGGACCAACUUCUCGAGGAGGAGAUUGAGAAGCACAUGCAUGGUGGAGGAAAUUGUGAUGACCUCAUGAGCACUCUCCUUGGGCUUCAAAAUGAUCCAACCCAAGGAUUCUCGCUGACCCGGGAUCAUAUCAAAGCUGUUGUCAUGAAUGUGUUCGUUGCUGGAUCAGACACCUCUGCAUCCAUCUUGGUUUGGGGAAUGACUGAGUUGAUGAGGAACCCAAUGGUUAUGAAGAAAGCCCAAGAUGAAGUUCGAGGACUCAUUGGAAACAAAGGGAAGGUGGAAGAAAGUGACAUUCAACGACUUCAUUAUCUCAAGCUCGUAGUAAAAGAAGUUCUUCGAUUGCACCCUCCAGGUCCAUUGCUAAUCCCUCGGGAAUGUACGCAACAUUGCAAGAUAAAUGGAUUUGAUAUUCCGAAAAAGACAAGGGUAUAUAUAAAUGCUUGGGCUAUCAACAGGGACUCCCGACAUUGGCAAGGCGCAGAAGUCUUCAUGCCUGAGAGGUUUAAGGACAAUGAUAUCGAUUACAAGGGUCAGCACUUUCAGUUCCUACCAUUUGGGAGUGGCCGAAGGAUAUGCCCAGGCAUGUCAUUGGGUGUGGUUGUCCUAGAGCUUGCCCUUGCCAAUCUUCUCUAUAGGUUCAAUUGGGACUUGCCUGCUGGAAUGAGCAAAGAAGAUAUUGAUAUGGAAGAGCAAUUUGAUUUUGUAAUGCAUAGGAAAUCAAAUCUUGUUCUAGUGGCGGCCCCAAUACCUCUGGUUGCCUAGGCUUCCUCCAUCAUCCAAGCGCACUUUAUUCACCAUCAGGGUUGAUUAUAAUUGCAAAUAAGGAUUGUUUACAUUUACAUGACAAGAAUAUGCAUCUUAUCUUGGUGAUUGGGUUGUAUUGCUUCCUUGCUGUAUUACUUUCUUCUCUAAGAUAACCUCUGCUCUGUUUUCCCUCUCUUAAAUCCCUACCAUCUACCCCUUCUCUCUGUAACUCUCCCCCCUCUCUGUUGUACUUUUCGUUAUCUUAAUGAAGCAAGUGGAGCAUUUUGCUUGAUUUC